GGACUUGCUCACAUCAACAACCUUCUGCUUUCUUGGGAACCAAGAAAAUGAAAAUUUGUCUCCACAUUUACAAACGCAAUCCUUGAGGUCAGGGCACUGACAGAAAGGAUGUUCAAACAUCUUCGGAAAUGGUUUGUCACUCACAUUUUUGGGCAUUCUCAGCGACGAACAAGGCUGGUCUCCAAAGAUGGAAGGUGCAACAUAGAGUUUGGCAAUGUGGAUGCACAGUCAAGGUUUAUAUUCUUUGUGGACAUCUGGACAACUGUACUUGACCUCAAAUGGAGAUACAAAAUGACUGUGUUCAUCACAGCCUUCUUGGGAAGUUGGUUCCUCUUUGGUCUCCUGUGGUACGUGGUAGCCUACAUUCAUAAAGACCUUCCAGAGUUCUUUCCACCUGACAAUCAUACUCCUUGUGUGGAGAACAUCAAUGGCAUGACCUCAGCUUUUUUGUUUUCUCUGGAAACUCAAGUGACCAUAGGCUACGGAUUCAGGUUUGUAACGGAACAAUGUACCACAGCCAUUUUUCUCCUUAUCUUCCAGUCUAUUCUUGGAGUGAUCAUUAACUCUUUUAUGUGUGGUGCCAUCUUAGCCAAGAUCUCUAGACCCAAAAAACGUGCCAAGACCAUUACAUUCAGCAAGAAUGCAGUGAUCAGCAAGCGUGGUGGGAAGCUCUGCCUCCUAAUCCGAGUGGCUAAUCUCAGGAAGAGCCUCCUGAUUGGAAGUCACAUAUAUGGCAAACUUCUGAAAACCACAAUCACUCCUGAGGGAGAGACCAUCAUUUUGGAUCAGACCAAUAUCAACUUUGUAGUCGAUGCUGGCAAUGAAAAUUUGUUCUUCAUCUCUCCACUGACAAUCUACCAUAUCAUUGACCACAACAGCCCCUUCUUCCACAUGGCAGCAGAAACACUUUCCCAGCAGGACUUUGAAUUGGUGGUCUUUUUAGAUGGUACAGUGGAAUCCACCAGUGCUACUUGCCAAGUCCGCACAUCGUAUGUCCCAGAGGAGGUGCUUUGGGGUUACCGUUUUGUUCCCAUAGUAUCCAAAACCAAGGAAGGGAAAUAUCGAGUGGAUUUUCAUAAUUUUAGCAAGACGGUGGAAGUGGAGACCCCUCACUGUGCCAUGUGCCUUUAUAAUGAGAAAGAUGCCAGAACCAGGAUGAAGAGAGGUUAUGACAACCCCAACUUUAUCUUUUCAGAAGUUGAUGAAACAGAUGACACCAAAAUGUAGCAGUGGCUUUCCAACAUGAGAGAAGUCUUCCAAGAACCUGAUGGCUAGACAUGUUAUGAAGCAACCAACAGUUUGGGGUGUGAAAGCAGGAUGUGAACCCCAUGACUGUGACCCUACAAGACUCA
This is a messenger RNA of Nannospalax galili (Upper Galilee mountains blind mole rat), 1352 nucleotides long. RefSeq names its product potassium voltage-gated channel subfamily J member 1 (gene Kcnj1). The transcript has 2 exons. The record is from RefSeq and is a predicted model, not a curated record. Gene Ontology annotation, molecular function: ATP-activated inward rectifier potassium channel activity. NCBI's taxonomy places the organism in Eukaryota, Metazoa, Chordata, Mammalia, Rodentia, Spalacidae. Gene Ontology annotation, biological process: regulation of monoatomic ion transmembrane transport; potassium ion import across plasma membrane. Gene Ontology annotation, cellular component: plasma membrane. Bases 109 to 1227 code for a protein of 372 amino acids.